Messenger RNA from Aspergillus chevalieri, 942 nucleotides. Its product is annotated as DUF2011 domain-containing protein. The record is from RefSeq and is a predicted model, not a curated record. The transcript is spliced from 3 exons. The coding region runs from base 1 to 942 and encodes 313 amino acids. Lineage: Eukaryota; Fungi; Ascomycota; Eurotiomycetes; Eurotiales; Aspergillaceae.
AUGUUCGAGAUCCCAGAAGCAAAACGCGUCCGUCGCGAUGAUAUCCUCUCCCGCGAAUCCUCCUCCCCAUCACCUUCUCCACCCCCAGAAAUAGCAUAUCAAAAUGGCCACCAGCGCCUAGCCGAAUUACUCAACUUCAACGUCGACGUCUUUGCGCCUGAGCAGACAACCGCUGCGACCGAAAAUCCAGAACCAACAGAGACCAACAACUCAGAACAAAAAGGAGGAGAGGACGAAGAACAAGAAUUCGAAUUCAGGCUCUUCAGCGCACCGAAACCGUCCACCACAACACCUAUCGCACCACAAAAAGAUCAAAAGAGAGAUGAAUCUGGCGCAUCACAAACACAGAAACUACGAAUCCGAGUACGCUCGCCAACGCCCGGUCCCGCGGAUCUGUCAGAGGGCAGAUUCGUGAAUCCGUUCCGUGGAUGGCGUUAUUAUUUCACGACUCCGGGCCUACUUUCUGGUUCGAAAGAGAAUAAAGUCGAGGAUGAAGAGCUGGGGCUGAAACGUAGACAAUUCAAGGAUGUCGCUGUUACUGGAGAACAUAUGCUUGGUUGGGCUAGUGUGCAGCCUUGGCCCGGCUGCCAUCUUCCCUGGCGUGUCAUCCACCUCAAACGCCAACACACCAAACUACCCAGAGACUCCUCCAUCCCUGCUACCGCAGUAUACACGACCGACCCCUCAACAACACGAACGCCCAAAUCCCACAAAAAGCCCGGUAAAAAGCGACGCAUUCAGCUGCGCAAGCGCGUGACGGCCGCGGAGACGGCGAAGCAGGCCGAUGCGGAGAAGCGAAAUCGCAAGAAUCGCGAGAGGAAGAUUAAGCGCAGGCAGAAGGCGAGGGAGCAGAAGGCUGCGGCUGCGGUGGCUAAUGGGGAGGAUCCGGAUGUUGUUAUGGCGGAUGGGGGUGGGGAUGAUUCAUCUGGGGGUGAGGAGUAG